Colletotrichum acutatum is the source of this 414-nucleotide messenger RNA. RefSeq names its product amino acid permease-domain-containing protein. NCBI's taxonomy places the organism in Eukaryota, Fungi, Ascomycota, Sordariomycetes, Glomerellales, Glomerellaceae. Gene Ontology annotation, biological process: amino acid transmembrane transport. The record is from RefSeq and is a predicted model, not a curated record. The transcript has a single exon. Gene Ontology annotation, cellular component: membrane. Bases 1 to 414 code for a protein of 137 amino acids. Gene Ontology annotation, molecular function: amino acid transmembrane transporter activity.
AUGGGUCACCUGCAUCGGAGGCUCAACAAUCGCCAAAUCCAGCUCAUCGCAGCAGGUGGCUCCAUUGGAACGGCACUCUUCAUCAGCAUCGGCGGUGGUCUCGCCAAAGGUGGCCCCGGCAGCUUGCUGAUUGCUUACACCGUUUAUACCCUAAUUCUCGCCCUCGUCAACAACUCUGUUGCUGAGAUGAACACUUACAUGCCCGUCGCAGGUGGCUUUGUUCGUCUCGCUGGGUAUUGGGUCGAUGACGCACUUGGGUUUCUCGCCGGAUGGAACUUUUUCCUCUACGAAGCCAUCUUGAUCCCCUUUGAGAUUACUGCUCUCAACAUCGUCAUUUCGUUUUGGAGUGACGAGGUCGUUAAACCAGGACCGACAGCGGGGAUUUGUUGUUGUUGUUGUUGUUGUUGUAUUUAA